AUGGGUUUUGGAGACAUUCUACAGACCAUUGGCGAAUUUGGAAUUUUCCAGAAACUCAUUGUUUUCGGAUUAUCUAUUCCAAAUGUGUUACUUUCUCUUUCUAUGUGCAGUUUUCUCUUUAUUCAGUCAGAUCCAGCUCGUCAUUGCAACACAGACUGGAUUCUCAAGGUUGCUCCCAACCUUACCUUGGAUGAACAGCUAAACCUAACCAUUCCCUUGGAGAAGAAUGGUUCUUUCAGCAAGUGUCGCAUGUUUGUUCCAGUGGAAUCUGAUAUCGAAACUAUUAGGGAGUAUGGGCUCAAUAGGACCUCAGCGUGCCAGAAUGGUUGGGUCUACUAUGACACAAUGUAUGAAGCCACAAUAGUCACUGAUUUUGAUCUUGUUUGUGAGAAGGCUUACAUCCCUGCUCUUGUGAAAACAGUCUUUAUGACUGGUGUACUUGUUGGCUCUGUCAUCUUUGGGCUUCUUGUUGAAUCAUUUGGUCGUCAAAGAACCACACAGAUUCCAAUUUUGGUCCUGCUGAUAGGCAAUCUUGUUACUGGUGCAUCUCCAAAUAUCUAUGUCUACAUUGUGACGCAGUUCCUGGUUGCAGUUGCCCGUGCGGGUUAUAGGAUAAACUCUACUAUAUUAGCUACAGAGUGGAUAGGGGCCACCAAAAGAUCAUUUGCCACAUGUUUAGGCCAAAUGUUGGGUGCUUUGGGGCUAUGUGCCAUGGCUGGACUGGUCUAUGCAAUUCGUAAUUGGAGAACAACACAGUAUGUUAUUGCAGCAAUGUAUUCUGUUGUUGCCCUCUACAUGUGGUGGAUACCUGAAUCGGCGAGGUGGUUGUUGAGUCAAGGAAGAUUCGAGGAAGCAAAGAAGUUGGUCAAAAAAGUCGCAGUCAUAAAUAAACACAAAAUCCCAGAAAAAUUACUGGACUGUAUGAUAAAGGAACAUGAGACUAAGGACAUUGAAAGUGGAGCAAUGAAAAUACUUUUUUCAUCACCUAAAUUGCUGAAACUUUUUUUCAUGAUAUCCUUUGUAUGGUCUGCAGUAGCUGUAGCCUAUUUUUGUCUUAUUCUCAACGUGGCUCGGUUCGGUUUAAGCAUCUUCCUGGUUCAAUUCCUGUUUGGUGUAUCGGAAAUUCCAGGACACCUCAUCUGCAUCUAUUUUUUGGAAUUAUUGGGGAGAAAAAUUUCCCUGAUUUUAUCUGCUCUGACAGGUGGAUUUUUUUGCCUCUUAAUUCUGGCUUUAUCACAAGACAAUGCUGUUGGUUUGACUGCUCUUGCUACUACAGGGAAGUUUUUCUUAAACUGGGCUGUUUCAGUAUGUAUGAUAUACUCUAUGGAGCUGUUUCCCACUUCGGUCAGGCAAACAGCUGUUGGCUUGGCAUGCAUAGUGACACGAAUAGCUGCACUCUUUUCACCACCAAUAAACAUGUUGGCUUCCUACGGCUGGUCCAUACCCUUCAUCAUCUUUGGCACCCCGCCAGUGCUAAGUGGCGCUUUGGGGUUUUUAUUUCCUGAAACAAGGAAUAGAGAAUUGCCUGAUUCUCUCAUUGAUGCCGAAGUCAAUGGGUAA
Molecule: messenger RNA, 1560 nt
Organism: Nerophis lumbriciformis (worm pipefish)
Lineage: Eukaryota; Metazoa; Chordata; Actinopteri; Syngnathiformes; Syngnathidae
Source: RefSeq, a predicted model, not a curated record